Lactuca saligna is the source of this 474-nucleotide messenger RNA. The record is from the annotation of a GenBank genome assembly. Lineage: Eukaryota; Viridiplantae; Streptophyta; Magnoliopsida; Asterales; Asteraceae.
AUGAACCAUGUUUUAACUUUGUUUUUGUUUUUGUUUUUGUUUUUGUUUUUGUUUUUGCGGGGUGUUUUCGUCAAUCCAAAUUGCAUUGAACCAUUUGGACUCACUUUAAUUGAGGUUAUUGUUCAUGGGUUACCAAUGGUUGCCACGAAAAACAGAGGCCCAAUAGACAUACAUCGGUGUUACGCUUUUAACAUUCACAAGCCUGGUUUAGUGCCACCUGUCAAGGAGCUUCAAAAGUUAUUAAGGAUUCAAGCUCUCCGUUGUCGUGUUAUUUAUUGCCAAAAUGGAAGGAAAAUAAAUGUUAUUCCAGUUUCUGCAUCUCGUUCUCAAGCUCUCAGGCACCAAUUGCAGGUAUUGAGUCGACCAGAGCAGUUGAAUAAGCAAGCUCGUACACUGAAUAAGCAAUGUCUGCAAUCAUUGAUCAGUGGGACAACAAAGUGGGUGAUGGUAAUUGUGGAUCAACAAAGUCGAUAG